UCUAUUUGAGGGGAUAACGCAUACAUUCUCGUCCCUGAAUCAAACUUAUGCACACAGACAUGCAGGGUACAGAGAUAGCAGGGCUUAGGGUCAUCUCUUCCACGACUUCCAUGAAGCCAGUGUGCCGUAGUGUUACUGAUCGCUCACAUCAUGAAGCACCCAGAUCUUUGUGUGAGAAAAUGUUUCAGCCUUUGUUCUCACGGUUUUAUUUUGUCAGUGCUAAAUGCUCUCUGCGUGACAGGAACAAGUGAAAAAUUAUUUAUACCGGGCAAAGAAUACGUCUACUCUUAUGAUGCCUCGUCCAGCACUGGUGUUUUUUUACCAGACUCUGCCGAAUCCGUCUGGAGCUUUCAUGGGAAACUCGUUAUUCAGGCCGAUCAGGAAGACUCUGUUUUAAUGCAGUUGCAAUCGUUGAAAACCAGCGCAUGGAAUGGACCGUCAAAUCAAGGUACUAGAGAAUCAAUCGACAUUAGCGAUGAAGCCCUGGAAAUGCUGAAUCCUUUUAGGGUGUGGUAUCGUCUAGGCCGCGUUGAAAAUAUAAGUGUGGAAACAGAGCCAGCUUGGGCUACCAAUAUUAAACAAAGCAUAGCGGGUAUUCUGCAGUUGGACAUUUCUAACAUCCACCAAGAUCUGACCUCUGCCUUUCACUCCAUUGAGACCAAUCACUACGGCGAGUGUAACAUCGAGUAUGUUGUAAUGCCUCAAAGUGCUGAUGAGAAAUCCAUUUUAAAAUCUGUCGAUCCACGAACCUGCAAAGGGCAUGGAAUCCGAACUUGGAGCAAUGUGCCCGACAUGAGCUGCCCUAACAAUGACCAAAAUCCUGUAAUGAAAUCCAGCGAGAGAUUUUAUGAGAUGAAAAUAAGUGACGAUGCAGAUACUAUUGAAUUUGUCAACGCAACUGGUGGCAUUUUUGUACAACCCUUUCAGAGCCUUGGCGAAGCUCAGUUCCUAUAUGCAAGACAGGUCUUUCGACUUUUAUCGAUAAAUGAAGUAACGGAAGUUAUUCCUACAAAGCGUAUGAACACCUUUCCUCUGCAUCAUUAUUUACCAGAAGAUGAUGUAUCAAUGUUGAGGAAUGUGCCUUUAAAAUCGGAAAUAUUAAGACCUAUAGAAAGACUCUUGGAAAAGUUGAGUCAGCGUCUAGAAAACCCGGGGCUCGAUGUCGAGGUCGAAAAUUUACACAACACAACAAUAGCCGACCUUCUGUAUUACAUGGGGAUGCUAGAGCGAAUGGACUUGCAGAACUUGCAUGACCAAAUAUCUGGAACGAGCUACAAAGAAGAAACUAUAAUGAACCUCUUUCUCGAAGCACUGCCACAAGUUGGAAGCAAAGACGCGGCGCUCUUUAUCCUAGACUUAAUUCAACAGAAGAAAGUUUCGAAUAUCGUCGCAGUCCAACUUCUAACGUAUCUUCCUUUCCACAUAAGGAAACCUGACGUAGAAUUACUCGUAGAUUUACAAGCAUUCCUCAAUCUGCCCGACAGUAUUGCUUCUGAAGUUCAGAAUACAGCAAUAUUGACUUAUGGAACCCUUAUUUACAAAACUUGCUUAUUGUAUUGCCCCUACGAAAUGCUAGAUGACUAUGUUCGUCUUUAUCUGGACAAGUUUACAGAGAGCAGACAGUAUGAGAAAAAAAUGGUCUGGCUUGAGGGUCUGUCCAACAUCCAACUAGGCAAAGUGGUUGAGUUUCUUGAGCCCAUUGCUCGUGGCGAUUCUACAAAGUCUCGACACCUGCGUUUCCUUGCAGCCUGGGCUUCGUUGCCUUCGGCUCCUCUCAGACCCGACGUGAUUCAUCCAGUUUACUGGCCAAUUUUGGUCAACAGAACGGAACACUUGGAAUUAAGAGUCGCAGCAAUGACUCUACUAAUAGUAUCGUCUCCGUCGCUUAGUCGAUUGAUAUCCCUUUACUGGUACAUGCAAGGAGAGCCUGAUCAACAUUUGUACAAUUUUUUUUAUACAACUUUGAAGUCGAUGGAGCAAACCAACUUUCCUUGCUACACUCGCAUAGGACAGUUCGCUGCGCAAUUUACACGUAUGCUCCGGAAACCGUCUAAUAAGAAACUUCUGGUUACUGGAAACUAUGUACUUGAUUAUCAGGAUACUUACAGACACUUUGGAUCCAUGCUUCAGACUAUUAUAAUUGGAAACCCCGUCUCAAAUGUUCCCACCGUAGCGUACGUGACGCUAAAUAAUCACGGAGCAGGAAUUAGCUCGAAUCAACUUGCACUGUACAUUAAAGCGGACAGCGCGCUGGAAAAGAUAGCACCCAUUAAGGAAUCUGGGGAUAUAAUGGAAGUUUUGAAACAGUUUAAAAUCAAAGAAAAUCCGGAAAAACCAGUACAUGUAGAAAUAAUUGCACAGAUUCAAGGAAAGGCAGUAUUGUGCUUACAUUUGAACGAAACAAACAUCAAGAAAGGCUACAAGUUUUUAAUGGAUCUCACAGAAUAUGCCUACAUAUUUCAAAAUAUGGCGUUUCACAUCAAUCAGCAACGCAUCAACGUUCCUCUGACCAUGGAAUCCGUGCAAGUAACUGAUCUCGGAACAAAUGCGAGAAUUUUCGCAACAGCAACAUCCAUGUUUUCUAUGAGGGGAGAUUUUAUCUACACACCGCACGGGCGUAACAAUCACAUCGUACUGCGCACUUCAACUCACGGGGUCGAAGGUAUAGAGAGUUAUAAUCCACUUACUGACUUGUGGCACGUGGCACAGAGAGCUCGAUCCAUUCAUGCCUAUCUUCCAGUAAAUAUUACCGUUGGAAAAAUGUUCUUCUCUUAUAUCACUCCCAAAGAGCACGUAACCACCGGUAUUACAGCUCAUGUAAGGACUACAACUAGUAUUCGGGGUCCUCUCUUGAAUUCUAAGUUGAGUUCUAUGUGUGCGAAUUGUCAGGCGAUCUACACUGCAAGAAAUCAUCCAAAUAGCAAUUUGCAGGGACUUAAGGCAUUCGAUCUGACGGCACCGGAACUGGGCAGUCAGUUAAACGUCAAAUUAUUUGAUUGCGAUUCUCGAGUUUCACCGCAUCGUUUGGUCGACGAUAUAAUGGCAUCCCAUCGCAGUAACUAUCAAAUAUGGCCAGUCCUGAAAUCAGGUAUUUUGAUCUUUCACUUCAUGGAUUAUUUCACGUACGUCCCACCUGGAGGCACCUGUGGAAUCGCGGCUCAUGCUAAAUUGUACGAUUUACAACCAACCGAGGUAAAAGUAGAAUACGUAAAUGAUGUAAUUGGCAAACAGAGGCGAAUUUCUCUCACUCGAGGACUCAUUGGAUCAAGAGAUUUCUUACAAGAGUGGAAAAUCAUUAUCACUCACGAUACUUUGAACUCAUUUGCUAAUGGAGUUCAAAUAAAGGCAACCAGAACUGAAAAGGGGCAAAAACCUUGGCUGAUGCACAUCUCUGCAGGAAGUCUCCUUCCAUCGACGCCUUCGAGACGCAGUCUACUGAAUAAUACUCCGAGUGGAAUUUCUUCUAUGGAAUUGAAUAUGACGUGGGGAACUGGUGAUGUAAAUGAGGUGAAAAGUAAAGGUUCGUUGUUACAAGUAAUAUUACGCGGUAAACUUAGCAACGAUCAAAUAACGGAGAGCAAGUCCAAAGUUUGGCCCUAUGAAAAAUGUCGGCAAGAAUCUUUGGGGAAGAAUUUUGUUCCUUAUACCGAAGCCUGUUACGAAGCGUCCAGAGAAUUGUCCACUUUGAGAGAGUAUCAUGCUCUGGUUACCUACGAAAAUCUAACAGGAGCCCUCUCAGAAGCCGUUUUGGAGUUACGAACUUUUUAUGAUCUGAUGGACUUUGACAAGAGUAGAGCCGAUCUUUCGCAAUCGGAUAAAUUGUUCAUAAACGCAAUAUUCCCAAAGGGAUCGAACAGACCGCUAUUGUAUGUGAACAAGGUGCAGCUUCCGGUAUAUGAAUUAGAAAAUCUCAGUAUUAUAGAGAGUAUUUUAAUGAGGACAAGAUCUCACGAAUAUUGGGAUAAUCCUAUAUCAACAAAUUUCUUUAGUACUUGUCUGGUGACUGCGACAUUUUUGAGAGCGACAAAUAACGUCUCUGCCCUGUUUCCACAAGAUGAAGAAACUUUAUUACUGGGACAUUGCCGCAGCAGUAAACCGACCUUUGCAGUUACGUCAAAGACUGAUUCCGCUAAUUUAACUUUGACGUUAUAUGACAGUAGUGAUAGAAUAAAAAUUGUGCCAGAGGGAGGCCAUGAAGCCGUUUACAACCACAGUGAGAAAUUGCUAUUCGAGCGAAACUAUGUCUCCAGAAAUGUGAAUGGAAAAGAAAUAAGAAGCUACAUUUUCAACGACAUGAACGGAAAAAAAAUAAGAAUGGGUGAGAAUAUGGUAGAACUCGUAUACGUGGACAUCGCAUUAUUUGUGUACUGGACACCGGAGCAAAUAGUUUUACUCUACCCCGACUAUGUGCAAGAAUUUUCGUGCGGUCUUUGCGCAAAACAUACAGAUGAAGCGCGAAUACUUGGCUGAAAAGCUGAGAUUCCUACAGUGGAUAUUUACUUCAAUGAAUAAGGUAGAAAUAAUUUUGAUAACAUAUUUUUUAUGUGAAGAAAUUAGAUUAGGAAGUAGUAUUGAUUAAAUAUUAAACGUUCGUAAAUACUUUAUACUCCUUAUAGGAUUUAAUAUGAAAAAAAUCGUGACUGGUUAAUGACUAAAUUUUAGAAAAGUAACAAUAUUUAUUUUGGCUUUAUAUUCUAAAGUCAAAACUAAAGAUAAAAUUAUUGUUAUUAUAUAAUAGUG
This is a messenger RNA of Neodiprion fabricii, 4740 nucleotides long. RefSeq lists its product as uncharacterized. The transcript is spliced from 23 exons. Gene Ontology annotation, molecular function: lipid carrier activity. Gene Ontology annotation, biological process: lipid transport. NCBI's taxonomy places the organism in Eukaryota, Metazoa, Arthropoda, Insecta, Hymenoptera, Diprionidae. The record is from RefSeq and is a predicted model, not a curated record. Bases 151 to 4470 code for a protein of 1439 amino acids.